UCACUUCCUCCGGUCAGAGGUGAACAACAUGGCCGCCUCCGCACGGAGCUAACGUUUCUGUGUCAAUGAUAAAACGUGUGAAUUAACCGCGGACGUCCGUCGCUUCACUAACCGGCACCGAGUUAGCGCUUAUCACCGCGCCGCCAUGUUCCCGGUGCUCGGCGGCAGGACCGUGCAGGUCACCCGGCUCCUCGCGCCCAGGAGCGGCGUGCUCGUGGCGGCUGUCCGCGGCCGAAAGUCCCGCAGCGACCCGGUGGCCAAGUCCAAAGAGGGGCGGGUGAAGGUGCCUCCGCCCGUCGACCCGCUGGAGAUGGUGGUGAUGAAGGAGAGGUUCUCCGAGUACCAGCUGAUCAUGAGGGCGCUGCGACUGGAGUUUAAGGAGGAGAUGCUGCGAAAGAAGUACGAGGAGGAGACGGGCUCUCAGGCGGAGGAGAGGGCGAGGCAGGAGGCGGAGGAGCAUCGCGCCCUCAUGUCCUGGAACAACCAGGAGAACCUUCGUUUGCUCAACAUCAGAGUCAUGAGGAUCCAGAAGGAAAAGGAGGAAGCUGAGCACAAGAAGUUAGAAGCUGCCAUGAAGCGGGAACAAGAACACGAAGAAUUCGUCAAAGAAAAAGAGAAGGAGAUUCUGCAGUUGCAGGAGGAUGCAAAGAACUUCAUCAACUUGGAGAACCUGGAUCAGCGAAUCGAAGAAGCUCUGGAUAAUCCAAAGAACUACAACUUUGCCAUUGACAAAGAAGGCAGAGUUGUUAAACAGACGGUGCUGCAGUGAAGCGACAGACCAACCGGUCUCAGAAGAAAAAGACAGACGGACGCCUGCUCUGUCUAAUGUGGGAUUUUCAGUCGAAUCCGCCUGGAAGUGAAUGAGAACUGUAAAACACAGUCGGGUUGAGAAAGCUGUUGUAUCUGUUAACAGAGAAGUAUUUCAGAAUCAUUCAUCAGCAGGUAUCUGCAUCAAAUUGGGAUUUUAAAGAAGUUGAUGGACAGGUAUCAGAAAAGUUUGAGCUUAGAGUCGAUUUAGCUUCUGACAGAAGGAGACGACAUCUCCAACUUUAACAGGAAGCUCCUGUUCGCUGCCUUUACUUUCCACACGUCUGUUUUCAUCUCUGUAUGAGUCGUGUACUUUCAUCAUUACUGUCUGUUCGUGAUAUAUAACGUAUACAUAAAGUAAAGUAAUGUUUAUUGGGGUUUACACAAAAUAUUUUCAAACAGUAUAGGAUGAAACUGAGUCCAUCUCUAUUUCUGAAAGUCAUUCACAACUACUUGAUCUUUGAGUAGUUGAAAAUGUAAAACUAUAAUUUCUAAACAUUCUUCAAAAUGGAUUUCUAACGUCACAAUCACUUCCUCUGUUUUUGCACUUUGAGCUGCUGGCCUCUAGGUGGCGCCCCGCUUAGCUCUCCGCGUUGUGUUUACAGUGGGAGGGGUAUUAACCAGCUCAUGUGGGGACGGCGUGCUGCAGCAGCUGUGUAAUCCUCCUGUGUGGCUCCAGGUCACAGGUUGAUGAGAUGAUGGUGAUCGGAGGUGAAGAGCUGAAAUAACCUGCAGCAGCUUCAGUGAGAAGAGGGCAGGGAUCAGCGAGAGGACGUAAACACGAGAAUAUCCUGCUUUAAAUAUUCACACUUAACUUUACAGAUUCUGAAAAAGAGUUAGUGAGGUGUUAAACCCCACACUGACGGAGGGAGGAAAGAAA
Molecule: messenger RNA, 1687 nt
Organism: Paralichthys olivaceus (Japanese flounder)
Lineage: Eukaryota; Metazoa; Chordata; Actinopteri; Pleuronectiformes; Paralichthyidae
Gene: mrps26
Product: mitochondrial ribosomal protein S26
Cellular component (GO): mitochondrial small ribosomal subunit
Source: RefSeq, a predicted model, not a curated record